UCGUUUUAGCCAUGAUGACAGUGCUGUAUGAAACGUUUUCUUGCAUGGAUCGCUUCUGAUAACCUGAUUUUAAUUAGGUGGCACUGUAUAGUAAAUGCGACUUUAUGUUUGGUUAACAGAUGUUGGACCCAGGACAACCUGGAUGGGCCAUGCAUGUAUUAUUUUAAACUGUGCCACUUGUGACUUUGCUCUACUGAAACAUUAACACAAAAUGAAACUAUGAUCAUGGAGAGGACAUGGUUAGACUUGGCAACAAGAGCAUGUUGGCACAUCUGGGAGUCAGACAACAAUUUCCUUUAAAACACUUCCUCGACAACAACGAACACGAUCGGUGUAAAUUAAAGGCCAAUUCACAUCAAACUAAGCUCACAAUAGCUGGACCCCGGGGAGGGUUAAUUUGCUAACUUUCAAAACAACUGCAGGAGUAACAUCGGAUUGAACAAGGUCAUGCGUGUGAUCAUCAGAUCUCUUUAGAUUAGCAGUUGGGGUUCGUUAUAGUGAGCCAGAAACAGUCCUGUCCCUUGCCUUUUUUGGGGUGGAAGAACCCGUUCCUGGUCACCCGAGACCUGUUUGUUGAGAACAGGUUGCCAUGGCGUCCUCUUCAUUCGACACCAGAGGUAUCGCUCUUUGUCCAUGAAGUUGCACCAGGUGGUGUGUUGCCUUGGGAACACAUCCUUAGAGGAUUCCAACAGGUGCACAGGGUUUUAGGGCUCUCCCAGAACCACACCUGAAACCUCUGCCUCUACUUUACACAUGAAGCAGCUGUGUCUUCUUCACGUUUUUCACAGGUUGGGAUUUUAUCUUUUGUUUGGAAUUAAUGUAUUGAAACGUAUGACAAGGAGACCAGCAUUAAUUUUAGCAAUAAAGCGAAAACCCAUGACGGCAUAACGCAGGCGGAGAGCAACGGAGACAGAGAAGAGUGACCUCUUUGUCAGUUCAACUGGACAGAGAAUAAAGAUGCAGCACAUGGUGGCAAAAAUAAGGCGUCACUUCAACACUGCCUACAUCACUGCAGUCAUUCUGUUUGGAUUUCUUGUGUCAUUCAAUGAAGACGUUGCCAUGGCGAUGGUGGUGACCUCCUCUGGGCCCCAGACUCUGCAGAAGGCCCAUGGGGACGCUGUGACCUUGGGGUGCACAUACUCGCCUGGGCCCCUGGACAUGGGGGAUCUGGAUAUUGAGUGGUCUGUCAUCAGCCCUGACACCACCCAGAAAGACCAGCUGGUGCCUGUCUGGCAGGUUAUCUCCUACACAGGUGGGAGGAAGUAUGUCCAUAGCAACCCUGCGUUAAUGACGGGGCUGGACUUUGCUGCAGGAAACCCGGCGAACGGAGACGCGUCCCUCUCCAUCAGCGCUGUCUCCGCUGCCAACAGCGGCAUCUACCAGUGCAAGGUGAAGAAAGCACCAGGGGCGGACAUGCGCAAAAUCUCCCUGGUAGUCAUGGAGCGUCCAUCUGCACCCAGGUGCUGGGUUGAGGGGGGCGAGGCCGUGGGGGGGCCGCAGUCGCUCCACUGCAGGUCUGCCCAUGGGACCCCUCCGUUGGCCUACCAGUGGAAGAGAGAGAUCGGAGGGCCAAUCCCCUCUGCAGCUACUCAGGAGUCUCUGACAGGGGAACUGAAGAUUAGUAAUCACUCUGAAAGCUUUGUUGGGAUCUACACCUGUCAGGUGAGCAACGUUGUGGGAAAAGAACACUGCAAGAUCAACCUGCGGGCCCUCAAACCGCCCAGUAAAGCUGGCAUUGUGGGCGGGACGGUGGUGGGGGUCCUUCUGCUCGUCAUCAUCCUCCUGAUCGUCGUCUGGCUAGUGGUCUACAGGCGGCAGCCGCGCUACGACAAGGAAGUGUCCAAUGAGAUCAGAGAGGAUGUCCCGCCCCCUGAGAGCCGUCCAACCAGCCGCGUCUCCAGCCACCACAGGGGAGUGGCCUACAGUCCGGUGGGUGGAGCCUCUCAGCUGCCGUCCUCCUCGAGCACAAGCUUCUCCGCCACCAAGUACGAGUACGACAGCCGCUUUGGCUACGCCGUCUGAGCGGACUGGGUUCCCGAACUGUUCUCUGACCGUUGGGUCACCAGGACUACCACUGCUCACUCCGUCUGACAGGUCAAAGGUCAACCACCGGACACUCUGCCAAUCAGGUCCAUGUUUUGCCAUGGUAAAGGUCUCAGGAUGUGAUGUAAACUCCUACACUCCUGGACAUAGGAGGUCUGUAUGGUUUUAAAGCAACUUACCAAACACGUUUUUGAAUACAAUAUUACAUACAAUAGUACAACACAAAGUGUAUAUCAAUAUCCAAUACCAAUAGUGUGAAUGUGUUCAUUUGCCUUUAUCAGAACAAUCCCAUAGUAAUCUAGGAGAGUAUCUAACUUUAUUGCGUGUCAAUAAAGAAUAUUGACUUUCAUGUAUAUUUUUGUUUGUAUUUGAAUGCAUUGUAAAUAGAUUUUACAUUCUUGAGUAAA
Molecule: messenger RNA, 2450 nt
Organism: Alosa alosa (allis shad)
Lineage: Eukaryota; Metazoa; Chordata; Actinopteri; Clupeiformes; Clupeidae
Gene: vsig8a
Product: V-set and immunoglobulin domain containing 8a
Exons: 9
Coding region: 958-2022 (354 amino acids)
Source: RefSeq, a predicted model, not a curated record